AUGGUUGAAGGAAUAUUGUCCAAGGCAUUUUGGGUUGUUUAUGCCACAGUAUUUGCAGCUGCAACGGUGGUUUACGGGCAACAAGUUCCAUGUUACUUCAUCUUCGGAGAUUCAACUUUCGAUAGUGGUAACAAUAAUAACUUGCAAUCUAAGGCAAAAGUUAACUAUUCACCUUACGGUAUAGACUUUCCCGAAGGCCCGACCGGCAGGUUUACCAAUGGCCGCACUAUUGCGGAUAUUAUCGGUGAACUAUCGGGUUUUAGGGAUUUUAUUCCACCAUUCGCCGGAGCAUCACCCAAACAAGCACACAUAGGGAUGAACUAUGCUUCUGGUGGAGGCGGACUUCGUAAAGAAACUAGUAAACAUUUGGGUGGACGAAUCAGUCUAAGAAAGCAAAUACAAAACCACAAGAAGGCGAUAAAGAAAGCAAAGGUGCCAGUACAAAGACUGGAACAAUGUCUCUAUACAAUCAACAUCGGAAGCAACGAUUACAUCAACAACUACUUCAUGUCAGAACUGUACAACACGAGUAGCCUUUUUGACCCUAAUGAAUAUGCAUAUUCUCUCAACCGACUCUAUCGUACUCACUUGAAGAGGUUACACAGUCUAGGAGCGAGAAAGAUAGCACUUUUCUCGAUCAGUCUGAUAGGUUGCACACCAAAGAUGAUUGUGUCCCAUGGUGGCGGCCAAGGUUGCGCGAAAGAUGUGAACGCUGCCGUGGCAAUCUUCAAUAAUAACCUAAAAGACCUUGUAAAUGAUUUCAACAAAAAUUUCAAAGGUGCUGAGUUCACCUACGUCGAUAUUUUCUCUGCUGGAGAUCCCUUAGCUUUCGCUCGUUUAGGAUUUAAGGUUGGAGACAAGGGUUGUUGUACAUUAUCUCCCGGGGAAGAACUUUGUGUACCAAACAAACCGGUUUGUGCAAACCGGUCUGAGUAUCUCUUUUGGGAUGAUAUUCACAGCUCUGAAGCCACCAAUAAGAUGGCGGCUAUAGGCUCGUUUUAUGGACCUCUAGGUAGUCCAUACAGCAUUUCCCAGCUUGUGAAGCAAUAA
Molecule: messenger RNA, 1050 nt
Organism: Eruca vesicaria subsp. sativa (arugula)
Lineage: Eukaryota; Viridiplantae; Streptophyta; Magnoliopsida; Brassicales; Brassicaceae
Source: the annotation of a GenBank genome assembly